This is a messenger RNA of Aspergillus calidoustus, 687 nucleotides long. Lineage: Eukaryota; Fungi; Ascomycota; Eurotiomycetes; Eurotiales; Aspergillaceae. The record is from the annotation of a GenBank genome assembly.
AUGAUCUCUGUUGUGGCCUACUCUCUCAUUGAGGAGUGUCCCCAUGACUUGGGCUUCUUUGUCCGUUUACGAGGAUGGUCAGAGUUGGCUCUGAUGAUUCUUAUUUUCGUUUCGACCAUCUUCUAUUCGCUGGAAUUAGGUAUCGCCCUUGGGAUGGGAUUGUCGGUCCUCAUUCUUAUUCGGCACUCGACAAAGCCUCGGAUCCAAAUUCUCGGCAAGGUGGAGGGGAGUGACCGAUUCGACAACGCCGAGCUUCACGCAGAGAAUGUUGAGCUGGUUGAAGGGGCUUUGAUUGUCAAAAUCCCUGAACCUCUGACAUUCGCAAAUACCGGAGACCUCAAGAACCGACUACGUCGACUUGAAAUGUACGGCACCAAUCGUGCCCAUCCUUCAAUGCCACGGAGUCGUCCUGCAGAGCACAAUCAAAACGUGAUCUUUGAUGUUCACGGUGUCACUAGUAUCGACGGCUCUGGAACGCAAGUCCUGUACGAGAUCGUGGAUAACUAUGUGCAGGCUGGGGCAAGGGUAUACUUCUGUCGCGUCCCCAACCGCAAUGUUUACCGCAUGUUCGAGCGGAGCGGUAUCAUUGAGCGAUGCGGAGGGAUGUCCCAUGUGGCCGGACAUGUUGAUGAAGCGCUCAAAUUGGCUGAGACGGAGAGCCGAACACAGAGUAUCCUGAGUGCAUAA